Centropristis striata (black sea bass) is the source of this 1706-nucleotide messenger RNA. RefSeq names its product distal-less homeobox 2a (gene dlx2a). Gene Ontology annotation, biological process: embryo development; cell differentiation; negative regulation of transcription by RNA polymerase II. The transcript has 3 exons. Bases 152 to 976 code for a protein of 274 amino acids. Lineage: Eukaryota; Metazoa; Chordata; Actinopteri; Perciformes; Serranidae. Gene Ontology annotation, molecular function: RNA polymerase II cis-regulatory region sequence-specific DNA binding; DNA-binding transcription factor activity, RNA polymerase II-specific. The record is from RefSeq and is a predicted model, not a curated record.
ACACCUUCUGCUGAUUUUGCCACAGUUUACACGGGGAUGUGUUUUUGAUUUACGAAAAGGUGUCAUCAGUCCAAGAUUUUAGUCGUGUUUUUCGGCCUGCGGUUUUUGCAGUUUAGCGAUUUUUACGCAUAGGUUAUACGGGGCUCGGAAGAUGACUGGGGUUUUUGAGAACUUAAAUACUGAUAUGCAUUCGAACCAGAUUACCUCAAGCAAUUACCACAGCUUGCACAAAUCGCAGGAGUCCCCGACUCUGCCAGUGUCCACUGCGACGGACAGCAGCUACUACAACAGCCAGCCGCCGGGCCAUUGCGGGUCUCCAUUUGGCCAACUCGGCUCUUACCAGUACCACGGCAACGCCACGAGCACUGUGCCAUACAACGCGAAGUCAUACGACCUUGGUUUCAAUUCAGCUUAUAGUGCAUACAGCACCUACGGCACCAACACCUCUCCCACUCCAGCAGAUACAGAGAAAGAAGAGCGUGAGCCAGAAAUCCGGAUGGUUAAUGGAAAACCAAAGAAGGUCAGGAAACCUCGAACUAUUUAUUCCAGCUUCCAACUGGCUGCACUUCAACGGAGGUUUCAAAAGACGCAGUAUUUGGCUCUACCAGAGCGGGCCGAGCUGGCAGCCUCCAUGGGCCUUACGCAAACACAGGUCAAAAUCUGGUUCCAAAACCGCCGAUCCAAGUUUAAGAAGUUGUGGAAAAGUGGAGAAAUCCCCCCAGAGCAACACGUUGCUUCCAGUGAAUCUACCCCCUGCACGUCUCCGCCAACUACUGCCUGGGACUUUCCACAGACUCAGAGAAUGAACAGUGUCAACUCCAGUUUACCUCAGAGCAGCAGCCCUCCCAACACGACUGCGCCUUCAUCAUUUUUGGCAAACUACUCCUGGUACUCAACCACGAACUCUUCGGCGCAUCUGCAACCUCUGAUCCAGCACCACCAAAACUCCGCCAUAAGCACUGGGACGAUAUUCUGAAAUAGACAACAACAACAACAAAAGCAUCGGGUUCAAAUCGGACAAUACUGGUGAAAAAAUAGAAAAAUGCCAAUAUUUUCAUUUUACAGACCUCGUGUGUGCGCCAUGCGCAAGCAUCUAGGAGAAGUUAAAGGUGCCAGACAGGCUCAUGGACCAUGCCAAGUUUCGCUCUGGCAAAUGGUAGUCACAGAUUUCUACAGUUAUUUUUGUAUUUAUUUAUUUUGUUUAUGUCGAGGGAUGAAUGAACCACUAUUACCCAAAGCAAUCACAGCCUGGGCGCAAGCCUAUACUUUUACGCGGACGUCCCUUUUUUGCCAUUCCCGCAAAAACAAAACAUUCAUCGCAGGACAACCUGUCACAAAUGUAGCACAAGUUAACUGUAUCGUGCCUUUUUCAAUAUGACCUCAUUUUGUUGUGCGAUAAAACAGCACACUUUUAUCCAUCCCUUAUGUCAUUAGUUGAUUUAAAUAUAUGCCUGCUGGGGGGUAAGUGUCUGAAUCCACGUUUGUAAAUAUUUUACCACAGCUUUUUAAUAGCCCAUGUCGCUUUGAUUCUUUUUUUUUUAGGCUAUUGGUGCAAAUCCAUUAACCACCGUAAGCUACUGAUUGUCCUACCCUCUGAUUUACUUGUAACGUUAUCACAAUUAAUUGUAUUUUUGUCUUAUUUAUUUUAGCAGUGUUCCAUAUAGCCUAUGGCCAGACGUUAUUUAAAUAAAAAUGUUUUCUGUGAA